Molecule: messenger RNA, 1450 nt
Organism: Condylostylus longicornis
Lineage: Eukaryota; Metazoa; Arthropoda; Insecta; Diptera; Dolichopodidae
Product: zinc finger protein 98-like
Exons: 4
Coding region: 2-1345 (447 amino acids)
Biological process (GO): regulation of transcription by RNA polymerase II
Cellular component (GO): nucleus
Molecular function (GO): DNA-binding transcription factor activity, RNA polymerase II-specific; zinc ion binding; RNA polymerase II cis-regulatory region sequence-specific DNA binding
Source: RefSeq, a predicted model, not a curated record
UAUGACGGAGAACAUUACAAACUGUUGUGCAAUGUGCUUAUUGGAUAGAGGAACUGAUUUUUUAGAUUUAUUCAAAGAUACAGAAAAUGGUAGAAUUGUAAACAAAUAUGGGAAAAUGUAUGAAGAUCUUUUAAAUAUCAAGAUCGACAAUCAAUAUAACUUUCCUGAUUUUAUAUGUUCAUCUUGUUCACUUCAACUUCAAUUGUCUAUUAAUUUAAAGCAAAAAGCUUUGGAAUCUUUUUAUAAGAUAGUUUCUUUAAAUGAUCAAAUUUUGAAUGAUAUAAAAAUGGAAAAGAAUUUUAUAGAUAGUUCAAAUUCAAAUGAAAAUGAUUCAUCAGAUUUAGCUGACAAUUCAACUAAUUUAUAUGACAAUACUGUGAUACAAAUGGAUUAUAUAGAAGAAGUAAUAGAUAAAGAGGAUAAUUCCGUGGAUUCAUACUGCAGUAAUAGCAACAAAAAUACGGAGAGUAAUAGUUAUAUAGAUGAUGGAAAUCCAGAAUUUUUAGAUGUUCAGUUCCUUAAAGAAGAAUAUGAAGAUGAACUAGACAAUAGAGAAAAUGAAGAACUAUUAGAAUUUUCAAGCUUUGACACAAACGAAACACGUAUUGAGUCUGAAAACGAGGAAAUUUUUUCUCUAACAGUCAAUGAAAACGAUAUAAAACAUAAAAGCACUUUAAAUAAUAUCAACAAUAGUUUCGUAUUUAACAAUGACCACAAAAUGAAUAACAUAAAAAUUCCAAAUUCAAAAUUAAAAAAUAAUAGCAAAAACACACAAAACAUAAAAAAAAGAACUAAAUUUAUAUGUGAUUUAUGUUCAAGAGUUUCUUAUUCAAAAGAGGCAUUUGAAGUACAUAAGAAAGUCCAUGCUGGUUUACCUGCAUUUAAAUGCGAAAUAUGUGGAAAAAAUUUUAAACAAAAGGUUCACUAUAAUAUACAUAUGAUGAAUCAUACAAACGAAAGAAACUAUGAGUGUAGUGAGUGCGAAAAGAAAUUUAAAACAAAGUCUGAUUUAAGGAUUCAUUUUCAAAUUCACACAGGAGAACGUCGUUAUGUCUGCGAUAUAUGCAAUAAAGCAUACCGCGCACAUUCUCAUAUGAAAAAUCACAGGUACACACAUUUCGAGAAACAAUUGGAAUGCCAAAUCUGUAAGCAAAAGUACAUUUCGCCUGCCACUUUGAAAACUCAUAUUAAAACAAUUCAUGAAAUGACGACACCCCAGCAUGAAUGUGUACAAUGCCAUAAAAAAUUCAAAAGAAAACAUCAUUUACAGGUCCAUUUGAAAACGCAUAAUAAAGAUAAGCAAGGAGAUUUAUUUGAACUUACUUACAUAAAAGAAAUAAGUUGAAGGAGAAGUUUACAAUUUUUUUUAUUAGAUUAAAAUAAUUUUAAAGUAGAUAUAUUAAUUACUGAUGUAGAAGAUUAUUUUUAAUAAAUUAUACGACUAAACUUA